CCUUUCGUUUGCCCUGUAUUCAUUGACAUCUGGGAGAGGGAGAGGAUUCGGCUAUCCGCUCACCUUCCUGCCUCCAAUCCGAUCUCUCUUCCUCGUUCCGGGCUUCGCGCGGUGGAUGCGGCAUUGCGAUCCGGAUGGGAAACAUCCCCACCGCUGCCGCUGCCGCUGCCGCGGCCACCCCUCCCGGAGCUCUCACUCGUUCCGGUAGCACUGGCAGGAUCGGGAGGCGUCAGGCGAGGAGGAAUGACGAAGAGCGAAGAGAAGCUAAUCAGAGAGGCGCGUCGAUUCGGGAGGAUCGGCUGCAUGCCCUUCCGGGACGGAUCUUCUCGAACGAGGGCAGAAGCUGCACCGCUUCCAUCUACACGCAGCAGGGCCGCAAGGGGAUAAACCAGGACGCCAUGAUUCUGUGGGAAGACUUCGGCGGCAACGGGGGCGUGCUAUGCGGUGUGUUCGACGGCCACGGCCCUUACGGCCACCUCGUUGCUCGAAAGGUGAGGGAUGCUCUCCCCCUCAAGCUCCUCUCCUUUCUCCCUGGCGGUGGCAACCGCCGCAAAGGUGUGAGCCUGCCGUGUUGCGGCAUAGGGAGGAGAAGCGACCUGCCGGUGCAAGAUCCUUCCUUCUGCGUGGAGGAGCCGUUGUUCUCGGCCUGGAAGGAAGCCUUCGUGCGGUCGUACAAGGCCAUGGACAAGGAGCUCCAUUCUCACUCCUCCCUCGAUUGUUUUUGCAGCGGCAGCACUGCCGUAAUCUUGCUCAAGCUGCAUUCGAACCUUUUCAUCGCAAAUAUUGGGGAUUCCCGAGCUGUCCUGGGUUGCAGAGAUGACAUCUCUGGCUCGUUGCGUGCCGUGCAGCUGACGGUUGAUCUCAAACCCGACCUUCCAAGAGAAGCUGAGCGAAUCAAGAAAUGUCAAGGAAGAGUUUUUGCACUGCAGGAUGAACCGGAAGUGCCGAGGGUAUGGCUGCCUUUCGAUAACGCUCCUGGUCUAGCAAUGGCUAGGGCUUUCGGAGACUUCUGUUUGAAGGAUUACGGAGUGAUCUCAGUUCCAGAGUUAUUCCACUGGUCACUCACCGAGAAGGAUCACUUUGUUGUUCUUGCUUCUGAUGGCGUCUGGGAUGUACUCGGCAAUGAAGAUGUCAUUGAAAUUGUCUCAUCUUCUCCUUCUCGAUCAUUGGCUGCAAAGGUCCUUGUUGAAGCUGCUGCUCGAGAAUGGAAGCUCAAGUAUCCAACUUCAAAAAUGGAUGACUGUGCAGUGGUUUGCCUCUACUUGGACGACAAGAAGGAUGUCUCUGUGUCUGAAUCUUUGGAUAACAGCUCUACAUCGUUCAUUUAUCCUGGCAAUGAAGAUUCCAAAGUUGAAACCGAUGAAGCACAAGAUUCUGAACCCACAUUAGACCGGAAUUUCACAGUCAGAAACACCAGGAUAGCAGCUGCUCUGGACGAACAAGGUUCAGAAUGUUUUAAAGAGGAUGGGAACUGGUCAGGCCUGGAAGGGGUGACCCGAGUUAACUCCAUUGUUCAACUUCCAAGAUUUACAAAUGAUGAAAAUGAACAGUGAGGCUUGAUUGAUGAAGCAUUUAGGAAGUAUAGUCCUUUCUUUCUUCAUUCAUUAAGGCGACUUGUAAAUGCUUCAACUAAUCAACUUUUCAGGGGCUUUGCGUGAA
Zingiber officinale is the source of this 1659-nucleotide messenger RNA. RefSeq names its product probable protein phosphatase 2C 64. Bases 135 to 1553 code for a protein of 472 amino acids. The transcript is spliced from 5 exons. The record is from RefSeq and is a predicted model, not a curated record. Gene Ontology annotation, molecular function: protein serine/threonine phosphatase activity. Lineage: Eukaryota; Viridiplantae; Streptophyta; Magnoliopsida; Zingiberales; Zingiberaceae. Gene Ontology annotation, biological process: protein dephosphorylation.